CCCGGAGCACGGCCCAUGGCCUCCCCACGCCUCGGGACCUUCUGCUGCCCCACGCGGGACGCCGCCACACAACUGGUGCUGAGCUUCCAGCCGCGGGCGUUCCACGCGCUGUGCCUGGGCAGCGGCGCCUGCAGCCUGGCGCUCGGCCUCCUGCAGCUGCUGCCCCGGCGCCGGCCCGCGGGCCCCGGCGCCCCCGCCACAGCCCCGCCGGCCUCGGCACGCGCCCCGGCCUCCGUCCGCAUCCUGCGCGCCGCCGCCGCCUGCGACCUGCUCGGCUGCCUGGGAAUUGUAUUCCGGUCUGCGGUGUGGCUAGGAUUCCCAAAUUUUGUUGACAACCCCACCGCCGUGAAUGGGACAGACAUUUGGCCUGCUGCGUACUGUGUGGGGAGUGCGAUGUGGAUCCAGCUGUUGUAUAGCGCCUGCUUCUGGUGGCUGUUUUGCUAUGCGGUUGACGCCUAUCUGGUGAUCCGGAGAUCGGCAGGGCACAGCACCAUCCUGCUCUACCACCUCAUGGCCUGGGGCCUAGCCGCCCUGCUCUGCGUGGAGGGAGCGGUCCUGCUCUACUACCCUUCUGUGUCCAGGUGUGAGCGGGAUCCGGAGCAUGCCAUUCCCCACUAUGUCACCACAUACUUGCCGCUGCUGCUGGUGUUUGUGGCCAAUCCCAUCCUGUUCCAAAAGACAGUGACUGCAGUGGCCUCUUUACUAAAAGGAAGACAAGGCAUUUACACAGAGAACGAGAGACGGAUGGGAGCCGUGAUCAAGAUCCGAUUUUUCAAAAUAAUGCUGGUUUUCAUUAUUUGUUGGCUGCCGAACAUCAUCAAUGAAAGCCUUUUAUUCUAUCUUGAAAUGCAAGCAGAUGUCAACGGGAGCUCUUUGAAACCUGUCAGAAAUGCGGCUAAGACCACGUGGUUUAUUAUGGGGAUACUGAAUCCAGCCCAAGGAUUUCUCUUGUCCUUGGCCUUCUAUGGCUGGACGGGAUGCAGCCUGCAGUUUCAGUCCCCCAGGAAGGAGAUUCAGUGGGAGUCCGUGGCGAGUUCUGCUGCGGAGCGGACCUGCCUGUCCCCGGAGGGCUCCCGCGUGCCCUGCGAGCAUCCGACUUGCAGGAAGGUGGCGUGUGUGGGCGGGCACACCUCCGACGAGGCGCUGAGCAUGCUGUCUGAAGGUUCUGAUGCCAGCACACUCGAAAUCCAUGUCGCAAGUGUGUCCCGCAACGAAAAUGAGGUUUACUCUGUUCCCAAACCCCAGGGAGACCUAUGAGAGGGAUGGGACAGGAGUCCAGACACCAUGUGCUCAGGCUCUGCAUUUCUCGUUCUUUAGAACUGUGUUCUCCCCCAAAUCUUGUCAUCACCCUGUUAGGGUUUCUUCCCGAGGAAUGUCUCUGAUGAGAGAGGAUCCAUGAGCAUGAUUGGGAACAGGAGGAGAAUUCCUUCCAGACCGGACACACAGCAGCUUCUCCAGACUCUUAGCUGCCCUUGGUUUUUCUGAGGCUGGCUACUGUCAUGUAAAGGUCGGAUCCAGGUCUUUAGAAAAGUCAAUAAAAUAAAGUAGUUGUAACUGA
Mirounga angustirostris (Northern elephant seal) is the source of this 1558-nucleotide messenger RNA. It is a transcript of the gene GPR143, whose product is annotated as G protein-coupled receptor 143. Gene Ontology annotation, molecular function: L-tyrosine binding; L-DOPA receptor activity; dopamine binding. The transcript has 9 exons. NCBI's taxonomy places the organism in Eukaryota, Metazoa, Chordata, Mammalia, Carnivora, Phocidae. Gene Ontology annotation, biological process: regulation of calcium-mediated signaling; G protein-coupled receptor signaling pathway; melanosome organization. The record is from RefSeq and is a predicted model, not a curated record. Gene Ontology annotation, cellular component: melanosome membrane; plasma membrane. Bases 16 to 1257 code for a protein of 413 amino acids.